ACGGUCACAUGAUCGUGGGUAUUUAAGACGCUCGCCUCCCUUCUCGCUGAAGCCGGAGCUGUCGGGGCAGGUGUCUCCUCUCUCAUCUAACCGUUUGUCUCGCCAUCCUCGGGGUUUGGGCUGCACCAUCGGCUCCGACAUCAUGACAGACCAAGCAUUUGUGACGCUCGCCACAAGUGACAGCUAUGCAAAGGGAGCUCUGGUCCUUGGGAGGUCUUUACGGGACCAUCGGACCACCAGGAAUCUGGCAGUGCUCCUUGGCCCCCAUGUGUCUGAGCCUUUCAGGGAAGCCCUUCGCCAGACCUUUGACGAAGUCAGACUUGUGGAUGUCAUGGACAGUGGGGAUUCUGCUCACCUGGCCCUGAUGAAGAGACCUGACCUGGGUGUCACCUUCACAAAGCUGCACUGCUGGACGUUGACCCACUACUCCAAAUGCGUCUUUAUGGAUGCGGACACUAUGGUGCUGUCAAACGUAGAUGAACUGUUUGACCGAGAGGAGCUCUCUGCUGCCCCAGACCCUGGCUGGCCGGACUGCUUCAACUCCGGCGUCUUUGUGUUUCGUCCAUCCAAUGAAACGUAUGGGAAACUUCUCCAGUACUGUACAGAACAUGGCAGCUUCGACGGUGGAGACCAGGGAGUGUUAAAUUCUUUUUUCAGCAACUGGGCAACUGCAGACAUUUCAAAACAUCUACCCUUCAUUUACAACCUCAGCAGCAUCGCAAUCUACUCCUACCUUCCAGCAUUUAAGCAGUACGGUAGCAAUGCUAAGGUGGUUCAUUUCUUGGGGAAAACCAAGCCGUGGAGCUACAUGUAUGACAGCACAGGGAAGCGUGUGCUGGGGACCGUCCAGGAGUCGUCCACACAUCCCGGCUUCCUGCAGAAGUGGUGGGACAUUUAUGCCAGCACAGUGGCACCCCUGCUGCUCAAGCUACAUGGUGAUCAGCAGUUCCACUCUGGAUGUGUGGUAGGUGAGGCUGAAGCUGGGGUGAGGCAUCUUGACAUUUCCCAAGAAGAACCAGCCCCCGUCUCCUCCGAAGAGCGAAAGCAGAGGUGGGAGCAGGGACAGGCGGAUUACUUGGGAGAGGACUCUUUUGACAACAUUCAGAAAAAGCUGGACUCUUUCCUCAAGUGAAGGUGAAAUGAAGUGCAGUGUUGCUAGAUCGGGGCUGUAAACCCUGUAUGGUACACGUGCUAUCAACACUUCUGACUCUGGCUGUGUCCUCCAUUCUGGUCAUGUUAGAACCUUUCACUUGGAGUUGCUCCUCCUUUUGCAGAAAAGCUUCAUUCUUGAAGGAGUGUAGAUGUAGUUGACAAAACUGUUACUGUAUAGACUGAAAUCCUUGUACUAGUGUAACUGCUAUAUAAAGUGUAUACAUACUGUGUAUAAGGGAAUAAAGUCUUCAUACAGAAUGGUA
Molecule: messenger RNA, 1415 nt
Organism: Brienomyrus brachyistius
Lineage: Eukaryota; Metazoa; Chordata; Actinopteri; Osteoglossiformes; Mormyridae
Product: glycogenin-1-like
Exons: 7
Coding region: 143-1132 (329 amino acids)
Cellular component (GO): cytoplasm
Molecular function (GO): glycosyltransferase activity
Source: RefSeq, a predicted model, not a curated record